UUGCAUUGAAUUGAGAUCAAUUUGCUUCCUCAUUUAUCUUAAUUAACAAUUCCAUUCACCAGCAAGGUGAUUCUCAUGGUGAUGGAUUCAACAGGUAAACAAAAGAAUACUGCGGCAAAACAUCGGGCUUGUGAUGAGUGCAGAAUCAGAAAACUUGCAUGCUCAAAGGACCCUAACGGUUGUGAAAGAUGUGUGCGAGAAAACAUAUCAUGUCAUUACUCUCAACAGAAACAAAUGGGAAGACCAAGAAAGCGUCAAUUUAUCGAAACUAUUAGAGAUGAACCACCCAAUACACAAAACAACCUACAACCUCUUCUUGAUGAUGGCACAUUACUCCCCUUUUUUGGCGAUGAACUUUACAAUCUCGAUGAUAACGACUUUGCUGAACCGUAUUACACUAAUUCGAGUUUCAAUGGAUUUGAUCCUGCCCAGCAAUUUCCACAAACUCUCCCUCUGGACACCCCAACCCCUCUCUGGGCCUCAAAUGUAGAUGAUGGCCGGAAUAUGUGGCAUUUUGGAAACGGUGAUAUGCUAGACUCUGUUCCCAUCGACUUUAGUAAUAUGAAUAUGGAAAAACUGGGUGAAGCUCAACCUGAAGCCAACCAAGAAGCUGAAUUAUCAACGGGGUCAAAUCCUUCCUCCUCUUCGCCUAGUGGUAGUGAUGGUCCUUUUCCAAUAUCAGGCGAUAAGUGCAGCUGCCUAUCAUCGAUGUAUUUGUCACUAUCAGCAUUGCAGCAGUUCCCAAGUGACAUCGAUGAAGCUUUAAAGGUAGUUCGUGGCGCUAGUAUUGUGGCAUCGAAAGCCAUUUGGUGCCCCUCGUGUGGUGCGAUAGCGCUAAUUUCGCCCAUACCCUCUAUUGAGGCCUUUCAAAAUACAAUGCUCAUCGGAACUAUACUACCUAUCAUUGCGAAUGGAUACGGCCGUUUACUAAAAAUGGUUGAUGAAGCGACUGCAGAGGCAAUUGCUAAAGGGCAGACCAAAAUCUUUAGGUAUCUUGAAUAUGGCGGAUUAUGCGAGCACCAAAGACCAAUAAACGAGGCAGUAGCAUGCAUAGGUAACGAAUCAUCCAUGGCAGAUAGAGAAAUGCAACCAGCAGAGUGGCGAACUACCGUAAGAGCUUUGUUGCGUGCUGACGUCUAUGGCCAUGACCAACCUGGAUUCAAAUACAAAGGAUUGAAAGAUCUCGUUUCCGAGAUGGAGCAAAGACAGAACGCUCGUCACAAUAUAUUAGAUGCACAAGUUGCUGCGGGCGUGCGAUCGCUAGAGCAUGGCCAAUUCCCAGAUUUGAAGAUUGCAGAUUUGACGGUCAAGCAAUGCUAUGGGGAGAGAACAAGGGGGUGCUUGGAGAUCCUCAAAAUGGCUAAGAUGGCUGUAGACAGCAUUGUUAUUGCAUGAGCAUCAAGUUGUCUAGUAAUCUUUGCAGAUAACUGCGUAAAGCCACCCAUUCGUAUACUAACAUUUUGCCAUUCGCUUUCGAAAUUUGAUAUUUGCUGGCUCAAAUCAAAGUUGACCGCCGAACUACAGUACUGUUUUCUUGGAUUUGGAAUAUGCAAGCAAGGCGCAAGGGAAUUUUGUGAGCCUGUUCAGAAAUUCAGCUAUGAAUUGCUAAUCUUUCAUGAGCAUGGCUGCCAGAGAAUUGAUAUCCCAGAACUUUAUUCCACCCUUCGGCUCAAAUGCACAACAAAACCACAAAAAUGUUGUGAACUGUUGUGAACUGUUGCGGUACUCAAGAUUGGAGGCCGACUGACAAAGGAUAGGUUCAUAGUUGGAUGAUGAACCGUUCAUCACAAUGCCAGCCCGACCGACAAUGCGUCGGUUGAUGGUUUAAUCGAACAGGAUCACCUUAUGCCUUGACGGCCUACCCAGAUACCUUCGUUGGGAGGUUUAUGAUCAAAGACUUUCAGAGGAUGCAAUGGCGUAUGGAAAAAACACCAAAGAAUGGCUUGGCUUUCUAUGCCAUUGUGCUACAUAAGAGUGCCACGUUUGUAUCCAAUUCCUCGGGUAUAGAACACGAUUUCUUCUAAUAACCUCGGGAGUCUUCAUGGUUGAUAGACAUUGCUCUGCAUACUUCACAUUAGUCUAUACUUGCUCGGAUUGAUCUGAUACUCAUCAUUUCUCCAUGCUCCAUGCAAUCUCUUCCAGACAUUAGUUGUUAGGUAGGCAAAGGAUGCGAUGAACAUAUUGAAAACAGCCUUGGAAGUUCCGAAACUAUGGGCGGCGGUAGAUCUGUUAGAUCUACCCAUCGAUCAACAACCACCCCCCUCUUAAUCCUCAUUCCCUCGACAUCAUGUGUUCUGUAUUUAAUAUAUUUCCACACUCCAGAACAAUCUCGCACCUCGGUUUUCGGAAAUGCAGAAACAUAAUCGGAAAUUCUGUUUACGUUCAAUACAGACAAAUGCUUAAUUACAGAAUGGGGCAUAAGGAUGUUCAUGAGGCUCGGCUUGGGUCUGGCACGAGGUGGAAGUUGGCUCCAUGUAGCCAAAAAAAAAGCGGUACACCAAAUCUCUCCAGGCCUCCAAGGGAAUCAAUCAUAUAUUGAAAAUCUUGAUAACUUAUGGCAAUAUCUUAUAAUGAUAUAUAUCUGUAUUGAGUCAAAACCCCACAAUGAAAUUUAUCUAUACCUAUAC
Botrytis porri is the source of this 2627-nucleotide messenger RNA. RefSeq lists its product as uncharacterized. Gene Ontology annotation, molecular function: zinc ion binding; DNA-binding transcription factor activity, RNA polymerase II-specific. Lineage: Eukaryota; Fungi; Ascomycota; Leotiomycetes; Helotiales; Sclerotiniaceae. Gene Ontology annotation, cellular component: nucleus. The transcript is spliced from 2 exons. The record is from RefSeq and is a predicted model, not a curated record. Bases 76 to 1395 code for a protein of 439 amino acids.